Messenger RNA from Debaryomyces fabryi, 1443 nucleotides. RefSeq lists its product as uncharacterized. Gene Ontology annotation, biological process: pantothenate import across plasma membrane. Bases 1 to 1443 code for a protein of 480 amino acids. Gene Ontology annotation, molecular function: pantothenate transmembrane transporter activity. The record is from RefSeq and is a predicted model, not a curated record. Gene Ontology annotation, cellular component: plasma membrane. The transcript has a single exon. Lineage: Eukaryota; Fungi; Ascomycota; Pichiomycetes; Serinales; Debaryomycetaceae.
AUGAGUUCAAUACUUCGGAAAGCAAAAAUUGUACUCUGGGGUAAAACACCCGACGAUCCUGAAGAAGCAAAAUUAUUAGUGAAAAUUGAUUGGUUUGUCUUAUCAUUUGCCUGUUUAUUAUAUUGGGUGAAUUAUGUCGACAGGUUGAAUAUUUCUAACGCAUACGUUUCGGGUAUGAAAGAAGAUUUGAAGAUGGAAGGAGAUGAGUUCAAUAUAAUAAAUACAUGCUUUAAUGUUGGCUACAUCGUAUUUUUAGUACCAAAUAAUUUGAUAUUGUUGAAAAUUAGGCCACGGUAUUGGUUGACAUUCUGUGCAAUAUCAUGGGGAUUAUUAACAUUGGGCUUAUACAAAGUGACAUCUUACAAGCAGAUAUAUGCCAUUCGCUUUUUUCAAGGAGCAUUCGAAAGUUCUACUUUUGUGGGUGUUCACCUAAUUUUGGGGUCUUGGUAUAAAGAAGAUGAACUUACAAAGCGGAGUGCCAUAUUUACGUCUUCAGGACUUAUAGGCAAUAUUUUUUCCAGUACGAUGCAAAGUGCUAUCUACACAAACAUGCACAACCUCAAUGGUAUAGCUGGCUGGAGAUGGUUGUUUAUUAUUGACUUUUUAGUGACAGUACCCAUAGCCAUAUAUGGGUUCAUAUUUUUUCCCGAUACUCCUGAGACUUGUAAAGCCUUUUAUUUCAGUGAAAAAGAAAUUAAAUUAGCUAAGAGUAGGGUUCAUCAAAGACCACACACGAAACUAGAUUGGUCCAUAUUUAAGAGGGUAUUAGGAAGAUGGCACUGGUGGUUUUUUUCUGUUUUAUGGAUAUUAGGAGGCGAGAAUGAAUCUUUUUGUAGCAAUUCGCUUUUCGCAAUUUGGUUGCAAUAUUUUGAUUAUACUGUUCCUCAUAGAAAUCAUUAUCCUAUGGGUGUAUAUGCCAUAGGUGUCCUUGCUACUUUUGCAUUUGCCGUUUAUAUCGAUAAUACUCAUGCACGCUAUCACUGGAGAAUAGGAAUAUUAAUUGCCGGUUGUAUGAUCAUUUCAACUAUUCUUCUUGUACUAAGACCAUUAUCGGCCAACUAUGUCUUUGCAGCUCAUUAUAUUUCUGGUGUAUCCUACGCAGGGCAAGCAACUUUCUUUGCAUGGGCAAAUAUUGUAUGUAAGGAUGAUUUAGAAGAAAGGUCGAUUGUAUUAGGAUCUAUGAACAUGUUUAAUAAUGCCGUUAAUGCUUGGUGGUCCCUCUUGUUUUAUGUUGCAACUGAUGCACCUAAGUUUAGAAAAGGGUGUUGGGCAAUGUUGGCCACUGCUAUUAGUAGCAUAAUUGUGGUGCUUGUCAUAAGAUAUCUUCAAUUGAGGGAAGAGAAACAUCUUGUAUUAAAUACGGUAAUACUUAAUAAAGAUACUAUUGAAGAACCAGAGACCUCGCUGAUAUAUGCCAAAGACAAGUAUGAUAAGCAUUUAUAA